UCAGUCUUCCAGCGGUUACAGUGGGAAGUCGUGUGGGAUGUGAAACUGGCGAGGACACCCAUCGUUUUAAGAUUUAGUACACGCCGUAUCAAAACAUUUUAAAUUUGUCUUCCUCAGCUGAGUACAAGGUCUUGAAGAAUUGAGACCGAGUACGAAGUUAAUGCUUUAAAAGUUUUCAAAAUGAUGCUUGCAGUCGGAGCAAUUUUAGCUGUGUGGGUCCCUGCUCUCGCCCAGGUUCCAGAGUUCAGCGAUGUCUGCAGGGAAGGAAGCUGUUACCCGGCCACCGGUGACUUGCUGAUAGGGAGAGCUCAUCAGCUUUCAGCUACUUCGACCUGCGGACUCUUGAAGCCUGAGCCCUUUUGCAUUGUUAGCCACUUGCAGGAAGAAAAGAAGUGCUUUGUCUGUGAUUCUAAAAAACUGUAUGAUGAAUCUACAAACCACACCACCAGCCAUCGUAUCGAGAAUGUGGUCACAACUUUUGCUCCUAAUCGUUUGAAAACCUGGUGGCAGUCUGAAAAUGGCAUAGAAAAUGUAACCAUCCAGCUGAAUCUGGAGGCGGAAUUUCAUUUCACUCAUCUCAUUAUGACGUUCAAGACAUUUCGUCCUGCUGCAAUGGUGAUUGAACGGUCCUCUGAUUUUGGGAAUACCUGGCAAGUGUAUCGUUAUUUUGCUUAUGACUGCGAGUCAUCUUUCCCAUCUGUCUCACGAGGACCUAUGAAGAAAGUUGAUGAUGUAAUAUGUGACUCUCGAUAUUCAGACAUUGAGCCUUCUACAGAAGGAGAGGUUAUCUUCCGGGUUUUAGAUCCUGCAUUUAGAAUCGAAGAUCCUUACAGCCCCAGAAUCCAAAACAUGUUGAAAAUCACAAACCUAAGGAUCAAGUUUACAAAAGUACAUACGUUAGGAGACAACUUGCUGGACUCCAGAAUGGAAAUUAAAGAGAAGUACUACUAUGCUAUCUAUGACAUGGUUGUGCGUGGGAACUGCUUCUGCUAUGGUCAUGCCAGUGAAUGUGCCCCUGUAGAUGGUAUUGGAGAAGAUGUAGAAGGAAUGGUACAUGGGCAUUGUAUGUGUAAUCACAACACCAAAGGUCUGAAUUGUGAACAAUGCAAAGACUUCUAUCAUGAUUUACCCUGGAGACCAGCUGAAGGACGCAAUACCAAUGCCUGCAAAAAGUGUAACUGCAACCAGCAUUCCAACAUCUGCCAUUUUGAUAUGGCAGUUUACAUGUCCACUGGGAAUGUCAGUGGGGGAGUGUGUGACAAUUGCCAACACAAUACCAUGGGACGCAACUGUGAACAAUGCAAGCCUUUUUAUUUCCAGCAUCCAGAGAGAGACAUUCGUGAUCCUAACAUUUGUGAACAAUGUAAUUGUGACCCCGUUGGUUCUCUCAAUGGUGGAAUAUGCGAUCGACACACUGACGUCUCCUCUGGUCUCAUUGCUGGACAGUGUCGUUGCAAGCCCAACGUAGAGGGGGAACGUUGUGAUCAGUGUAAACAAGGAUACUAUGGAAUAAGUGAUGACCCACUGGGGUGCCAGCCUUGCACGUGCAAUCCUCUGGGAACUGUCCCAGGAGGAAGUCCAUGCAAUGUAGAGACAGGAAACUGCUUCUGCAAACGCUUGGUAACUGGGAGGAACUGUGACCAGUGUCUGGCACAGCACUGGGGAUUGAGCAAUGAUAUGGAUGGAUGUCGCCCAUGUGACUGUGACCAAGGGGGAGCUAUCAAUAACGAUUGUUCUGCAGAAACUGGACAGUGUCAGUGUCGUGAUCACAUGUUUGGACGCCAGUGCAGUGAAGUGGAAUCUGGAUUUUACUUUAUUGCUCUGGACCAUUACACGUAUGAAGCAGAGGAUGCCACCCUAGGGCCAGGAGUGACAAUUGUACAGAGACCCUACCCUCAGGAUCGGACACCUACAUGGACAGGUAUUGGGUUUGUGAGUGUACCAGAGGGAGCCUACCUGGAGUUCUACAUUGACAACAUCCCGCAUUCUAUGGAGUAUGAUAUUCUGAUUCGCUACGAACCUCAGUUACCAGACAAGUGGGAAGAGGUUGUUGUAAGAGUGGAUCGUCCUAGCAUAAUUUCCACUGGGAGCAGAUGUGUGAAUACAGUGCCUGAUGAUGACAACCAAGUGGUGUCACUACCUCCAGGUUCCAGAUAUGUGGUUCUUCCAAGGCCUGUGUGUUUUGAAAGGGGACUGAACUAUACAGUCCGUCUCAGCUUGCCUUUUUACUCCAAUCUGAGCGAGAUCCAGAGUCCAUACACUCUGAUUGAUUCUAUUGUUCUCAUGCCUCACUGUAAAAGCCUUGAAAUUUUCACUGGAGCUUCCGGGGAAGAUGUUAUCACAAACAGUGCAUGGGAAACGUUCCAGAGGUACCGCUGUCUGGAGAACAGCCAGAGUGUAGUGAAAACCCCCAUGACAGACAUCUGCAGGAACUUCAUUUUCAGUAUUUCUGCACUGCUUCACCAAGGAGCCUUGAGCUGUCAGUGUGACCCCCAAGGUUCCUUAAGCACUGUGUGUGAUCCUAAUGGAGGUCAGUGCCAGUGCAGGCCCAAUGUGGUGGGAAGAAACUGUGACCAGUGUGCUCCUGCUACCUAUUUAUUUGGACCAAGUGGCUGUAGACCCUGUGAGUGUAACCCUCAUGGCUCUGUUAACAGUUUCUGCCAUGUGGCAACUGGUCAGUGUGAGUGUAUUCAUGGCACAUAUGGACGUCAGUGUGACAAGUGUCUGCCGGGUUACUGGGGAUUUCCUACUUGCCGCUCCUGUAACUGCAAUGGGCACACAGACCACUGUGACCCUCAGACAGGGGAGUGCUUGGGCUGCAAGGAUCAUACUACUGGACUCAACUGCGAAAGAUGUUUAGAUGGGUACUAUGGAGAUCCAGUCCUGGGCUCAGGGGAUCACUGUCGCCCUUGUCUAUGCCCAGAUGGUCCAGGCAGCGGACGCCAGUUUGCCAGUGCCUGCUAUCAAAGCAGAGAUUCCCUCCAAGUGUUUUGUGUCUGUAACCAGGGAUACAAAGGUGCCAGGUGUGAUGAGUGUUCUCCAGGUUACUAUGGCAAUCCUAAUGAAGUUGGAGGAAUAUGCCGGCCAUGUCAGUGCAAUAACAAUAUUGACAUGCUGGAUCCGGGUUCCUGUGAUGCGCAUACAGGAAUUUGUCUGAAAUGCCUGUACCACACUGAGGGUGAAAACUGUCGUCGCUGCAAGCUUGGAUACUUUGGAGAUGCUCUAACUCAAAGUUGUAGAAAAUGUGUUUGUAACCACCUGGGCACAGCAAAUGAAACUUGUCCUUCAGCUGCCGACUGUCACUGUGAUUUGGCCAGUGGGCAAUGUCAGUGUCUUCCUAAUGUGAUUGGGCAGAAUUGUGACCAAUGUGCUCCCGACACCUGGAAUUUGGCUAGUGGGACAGGUUGUGAACCCUGUGAUUGUGAUGAAACCAAUUCCCUGGGAUCUUCUUGCAAUGAAUGGACAGGUCAGUGUUCCUGCAAUCCUGGAUUUGGAGGAAGAACAUGCCGAGACUGCAAGGAGCUCUACUGGGGUGAUCCCAAUGUUGAGUGCAAAGCUUGCGACUGUGAUGCCAGAGGUAUCCAGACUUUUCAGUGCGACUCAGCCACAGGACAUUGUAUCUGCAAGCAAGGCGUGUCAGGUCCCAGAUGCAACGAGUGUGCCCGAGGGUACUCUGGUGUUUUCCCUGACUGUGUGCAGUGCCAUCAGUGCUUUGAUGUGUGGGACACUGUUAUUAGAGACUUAACCAAUAAAACACACAAACUGAUACAGAGAGCUAACUCAGUUAAAGCAAGUGGAAUAACUGGACCAUACCAGGAGACAAUUAAUGCAGUGGAGCAAAGUGCUUAUAACAUCAAAGAUAUACUUGCUCAGAAUCCAGCAGCCCAGCCACUAAGUGAUCUUCAGGAUCUCCUGGAAAAUGCAAAAAAAGUAAUCAUUGAAGUGACUGAGAAAAUAAACAGCACAGAAGGGACACUUUCAGAAACAUCAGCUAAUAAGAACAGCACUAACUCCAAGUUAGAUGCUCUUAAAGAAGAUGCUCAGAAUUUGGAGAAAUCUGUGAAGGACCUGUUAGGUCAAGUGGAAUUGAUAAAAAAUUCCGAUGUUCGAGGGGCAUCAGACAGUGUCAGCAAGUAUUUCCAGCAGUCUAUGGAUGCUGAAGCGAGGGUAAAUGCAUCCACCACUGACCCUGGCAACACUGUAGAACAAUCAUCUGCAAUCCGCCAACAAGUGGAAGAUAAGAUGAAUGAAACCAGACUUCAAUUUGAUGAAAACCAAGCAGAAUAUUCCAAAAGACUGGAUGAUCUUGCUGGUCAACUAGAAUCCCUAGACCUCACUGAGCUCAGUGAAAAGACUUGUGGACCCUCUGAAGGCACUACUUGCUCUGAGUCACACUGCGGUGGAUUAAGCUGCCAGGGUGAAGAUGGCACCAGGAAGUGUGGAGGCAAGAACUGCGACGGCCUGGUGACUCUGGCAAAUGAUGCCUGGCAAAAAGCUAAAGACUUUGACAGCGAAAUUCUUAAUGCCCUGGAAGAAGUUGACAGGCUAUCUAAGAUGGUAUCUGAGGCUAAACUCAAGGCUGAUGAAGCCAAGCUCAGUGCUCAGGAGGUUCUUCAGAAAACCAACCAAACCAAGCAGAAAGUGGAUCAAAGCAACGAAGAUCUUCGUAAACUUAUCAAGCAGAUACGAGAGUUCUUAAUGCAAGAUGGUGCUGAUCUUGAAAGCAUUGAGGCUGUUGCUAAUGAAGUGUUAGAAAUGCAGAUGCCCACCACACCAGCACAGCUCCAGAAUUUGACAGAUGAAAUUCGUGAGCGAGUGGGGAGCUUGUCUGAUGUAGAGGCCAUUCUAACCCAAAGUUCAGCAGACAUUCAUCGAGCAGAAACACUACUUGAUGAAGCUAAGAAGGCAGGUAAGGAGGCAACAGACAUCAAGAACACUGCAGACAGGGUGAAAAAAGCCCUGGAGGAGGCAGAAAAAGCCCAAACUGCUGUAGCAGAAGCCAUCGAACAAGCUGGCAAAGACAUUCAGGGGACCAAUGACUUCUUGACCUCUGUGGAGUCUGAAACUGCAAACUCAGAAUUCAAAUUGAACAAUGCAACCCAGAGAUUACUUCAGCUGGAAAAAGACAUUGAUGACCUUAAACAAAAAGCACUCACAAACAUUGCUACUGCAGAUGAAAUUGAGAAAUCAACUGAUAAAAUACAAGAGGAUGCCAAUGAAGCCAAAAAGGAACUAGAUAGUGAACUGAAGAAUAAAUACAACGAUGUAGAAGAUUUGAUUGUUAAAAAGACUGAAGGUGUGGCAGAUGCAAGGAAGAGGGCAGAAGAGCUUCAGAAUGAAGCCAAGGAACUGUUAUCACACGCAAGCAGGAAACUUCAGCUUCUAAAAGAUUUAGAGAAAUCUUAUGAAGACAAUCAGAGAACCUUAGAAGAGAAAGCAAAUCAGCUUGUAGACCUGGAGAAGGCAGUGCGGGAUCUUUUGCAAGAAAUCAGCCAGAAGGUUACAGUUUACAGUACAUGCUUGUAAAACAUAAAAAACUACAUAUUUUUUAUCUAUGCUAUGUGUCUGGAUGUGCUCUUCUCAUCUAAUGAAUUUGUAACCCUAUUUUAACAAAGUUUCAUCAUUUUAUAUAGUAAAGUUUUUGUUAAAAAACUUAAUCCCUUUUUUACCCAUUUCUCAUAAAGGAAAAUGUUAAAAUGGUUAAAAUUAUGAUCAGGUUUACAGCAAAAUAAUGAACCAAAUUAAAAAAACAGAACCCACAAGUUGUCACUAUAAAGAUGUACCGAAGUUUGAAACUACAUGGUAAUACUGGUUUUCUGUGUAAACCUACAUUCCAUAUUUAAAAAUAUUUUAAUAUGUGGUAAGUUUCUGCUUUUUGAACAUUAGGUUUGUUUAAAACAAUGCAGUUAUAAAACUGAAAUUUUAAGAACUCAAAAGGAUGCAUGUUCUUUGUAAGAAAUGUCACAAUAUGACACUUUUGAUAAUAUACUAUCAAAGUAGUACUUCACUGGAUGUACUGUACUUGUUGAAAUGAGUCAUGAAAUCAUUACUUUCCUAGACUAACGUGCUCUGAAACAUCUAACUGAAAAAAGUUUUCAUGUCUAACAUAAAUGUAAAAUAUAAUAUCUAUAACAUUCAA
This is a messenger RNA of Lepisosteus oculatus (spotted gar), 6139 nucleotides long. It is a transcript of the gene lamb1a, whose product is annotated as laminin, beta 1a. The record is from RefSeq and is a predicted model, not a curated record. NCBI's taxonomy places the organism in Eukaryota, Metazoa, Chordata, Actinopteri, Semionotiformes, Lepisosteidae. Gene Ontology annotation, cellular component: laminin trimer. Gene Ontology annotation, biological process: substrate adhesion-dependent cell spreading; animal organ morphogenesis; cell migration.